Tribolium madens (black flour beetle) is the source of this 1287-nucleotide messenger RNA. RefSeq names its product cytoplasmic phosphatidylinositol transfer protein 1 (gene rdgBbeta). Gene Ontology annotation, biological process: phospholipid transport. The record is from RefSeq and is a predicted model, not a curated record. The transcript is spliced from 6 exons. NCBI's taxonomy places the organism in Eukaryota, Metazoa, Arthropoda, Insecta, Coleoptera, Tenebrionidae. Gene Ontology annotation, cellular component: cytoplasm. Bases 108 to 959 code for a protein of 283 amino acids. Gene Ontology annotation, molecular function: phosphatidylinositol binding; phosphatidylinositol transfer activity.
AGCGAGGAAUGUUUACGUUGGCGAACCUGUCCGCAUGCGCUGCGAUUUUGUUUAACUAACUGUCAAAAUUUUUCCAAAUAGUGAAAUAACUUCCUAGUGGUUUUGCGAUGGUUUUAACUAAAGAAUAUCGAAUUUGUAUGCCUAUCACCAUUGAAGAGUAUCAAGUGGGGCAACUUUACAUGAUUGCGAGGCACAGUUUGGAGCAAUCGGGGGAUGGGGAAGGUGUUGAAGUGGUUGAGAAUAAGGAAAUUCACGAUCCUGAACACGGCAAAGGCCAGUUUACUGAAAAAAGGAUCCACUUAUCAAGUCGUUUGCCUUACUGGGUCCAGGCGAUAAUACCGAAGAUAUUUUACGUAACUGAAAAAGCGUGGAAUUAUUAUCCGUACACAAUAACCGAAUAUACAUGCUCGUUUAUUCCACGUUUUCACAUUGAAAUCAAAACCAAGUACGAGAAUAACAACGGUAGCACGGAAAACUGUCUUAAUUUGACCCCUGAGCAACUUGCUGAACGUCUAGUUGACCAUAUUGACAUCGCCUAUGAUGAAGUGAGCCCCAAGCACUACAAGGAGGAAGAAGACCCGCGUUAUUUCCAGUCGAAAAAGACCCAAAGGGGGCCCCUAGUCGAGGGCUGGCGGGCGAAUUACACCCCAAUCAUGUGUUCUUAUAAGUUAGUUAAUGCCUCGUUUGAGGUUUUUGGUCUCCAGACUAAAGUAGAGGAUUUUAUACACUCGUGUAUUCGUGAGGUGUUGUUGUUGGGGCAUAGACAAGCCUUCGCGUGGAUCGACGAAUGGAUAGAGAUGUCUUUGGACGACGUCCGGAAAUACGAGGCGAAAUUGCAAUCUCAGACCAACUCCCUCCUCGUUGAUAAAGUCGGCGGUGGAGAUAGCACCCCCCAGACGUCCGAGUCGCCUAAAAGCCCCAAAUCGCCCCAGAAAAAGGGCUAUUUUUCGUGGUUCUAGCAUCAGGAGGUUACGUUAGAAGAUUGUUGCGUUUUUGUCCUUUUUAUGUUACUUCAUGUUUAGUUGCUUUUGUUUAAACUAGUCAAAUGUGUUUUUUGUGCGUCYUUUGUUAUCGCUUGACGUUUAGGAAAUUUUAGUUUGAGUUAAGUGGCUGAUAUUUAACGAAUUUUAGGUGCACUGGACCAGGGCUCGUUUCUCAACAUUUUUGUAUGUAUGUAGUGUAGAGGUGAGAAUAAUUGUUGUAAUGGGGAUUUUUUGUCCCCAAACUUCCUUAUUUAUCGUGAUUAAAACGUUAUAUUGUUGGAAAAUAAAUAAUUCACACUAGAAA